GGAAAAUAAAGUCGCCAGUUGGUGGCUAAGCUCUUUGGUGGAGUUGUUAGAAUACUUCCUUUUCAGAUAUCUUUGUAUGUACUUCGUGUUUUAGACCUUGUCUAACGCUAUGGAUGGUGGAAAAAAGGUCUGGGUCCCCGAUAACGAACAUGGAUUUCGUUUGGGCGAAAUAGUCGAUUUAGGAUCGGACACGAUCAGCGUUGAGGUGGAUGGAGCGAAAGGAAAGGUUUGAAUAGCUGGAAUAGUCACUACGCAUUAUUUUGCGCGUUCCGCGAAGAACCAUGCUUUCUGUUUAAAAUCACGAAGAGAAACAUAUAAUUUGAACUUCCUUGUAGGUUGUAACGGCUCCAUACGAUAGAGUGUUCCCAUCGGAGAAGGAUAACACGAGAGAUUUUGAGGACAACUGUAAGUUUAUUUUCUUAAAAAAACUCCAGCAGUAAGGUGUCAGUUGUAAGGAAUCAACUUGGUGGAUUUACAUUUAGACUUUUGAGUGUUUGUGGUGAAUCAUUUUGUCGAUUUUGAAAUAAUUUUCCCGUAGUUUAAAGUGUCUGUUGGCCUAUAAAAUUUUCACAAUCCGUAGGUGAUGGUGAGUUCGUAACUUUCUGACAGAUGUUUUACCGUAUAUUUUCGGAGAAACUGAUUAAAUUUCCUUGUUGUAAUUGAUUCAGACAGUGUUGGCAUCUGAAAAUCUUGUAAUUUAUUACACGCUGUCAGCGUUUAAAUCAUGUAAAUCGCUAACACUUAGUUGAAAGAUGGGUUGAAAUUGCGAGAAAUUAAAAUAUAACGAAAGUUUCGGUAAAAAAUUUAUAGGAUUCCGACCACUAGCUAGGUACGUGGGUCAAAUAAAAAGAAAUGAAAACCAGAAAAACCACACGUUACUCCAUUAUGACACACAAGAAAAUCUGAAAAAAAGUAGAAAAAAAGCGAAGGAAAAAAAGAAACUUCAGAAAGUAAACUUGGUGCAACGGUUCAUAGCUAUGCAAACCCUAAUAUACUUUAUGGCUAUUUUGUUCAGUCAAUUUUGCUGAAUAUUUUAUGGCAUAAUGAUUAAAGGGCUUAGUCAUGUUUUUAUAGCUGUUGUAAGCUUGUGGAUAAACUGAGCCAAAUUUCACUUUUAUUACAUAUUUAUUUUCAUUGUUUUAAACAUUAACACUAAAGGUUUUUAUCACUGGACAGCUUUGAUUUUUGUUCUGUGUAGAUCAGGGGGAAGGGCAUCCUGAUCAGGGCAAUCUUUGCGCAUGGACAGUCAUCCAGAUAACUUAAGUGCAAACAUACAUUUAUGUCUAAGUAUGUGCGAUUGGUGAACAUGAGAUGCAAGGCCCAAGGUUAGCACCCUUAACCCUGCCUGAAUUUGAUACCAAGCCAGGCAACACUUGUCAUGCUUUGUGUUUGGAAAAUGUUCUGAAGAUGACAUCAGACUUAUCCAAGGUUUGGCCCUUAAAUGCAUAGCAGUGAACUCCUAGGGUAACUUCAAUUUCUUCUCCAAUAAAAGUAAUGAAUACUUUAGGCUGCUUUGUGUUAUAGAAACCUAACACAACCCCUUUGUUAUGGUCUGAACUGUUGUGAACAAAUGAUACUGAACUGAUGUACUGAUAGCAUUUUUAUUUUCUAAAUUUUUUUCAGGCUCUUUGAUGUUCCUCAAUGAAGCCACUUUGUUACACAACUUGAAAAUUAGAUACCAGAAAGACAAAAUAUAUGUACGUUCUCUUAAAAUUAUAUAGCCCUACAAUUUUCAACUCUUCCUUACCACAAGUGCAUGCUUGAAAUAGACACUUAUUCUUUGUCCUGAAAAGAAGCUGAUAAGGUUACCUGGCUUACUUGAUAUGUAAUUAUCAUGGUCACUGAAUCCAUCAAUAACACAUUGAGAAUGAAGAGUUUUCAAAGCAUUAUGCAAAACAUUUUGUUGUAAAACUCUUAAAAACUCCCUUAACUCUUUAACUCCCAAGAUCUGAUUGUUAAUUCUCCCCUCUAGCUGCUACACAUUUCCUUGUAAAUAAGUUAUGAGAAUUUGGUGAUAGAUCAAGAUAACAACUACCUGAUAAGUUGGAAUAUUCUCAUGACCUGUUUGCUGGAUAAUGUUUAGACAUUUUAGGGAGAAGUCACAUGUUAAUUGCAUUUGGGAGUUUAUGGUUUAGGUUGCUAUUGGUGAAUUUUAAUCUUAUUUAUUUGCUUUUGUAUUUUUUUUUGUGAUUAUAAUGAUUUAUGUUAAGGUCAUUGUGUUGUACUCUGCAUUCUAAAGCAUAUGGUAAUGAUAAAAGUUGGAAGAGACAAUUUAUUCAAAGUUAAUACACAUUUUUCUAAAAUAUCAGAAAUACACUUUGUAUUUGUGAGUCCUUGUUGCCUCAGUGGGCACUAAAAGUUUUCUUGAAUUCUUAUGAUGCAAUUGAGGCAGGGAGAGCUCAAACUGAUUAGCAUAGAUACAAAAGAUUAAAAAAAAGUUGUUGUUGUUUUGAAAUUAAGUCUAUUGUAAUUGGAUCCUAUGAUGUGGAUGUAUUUAAAACAGCAUCCCUUGCCCACCAGGAAAGAAGUGUGUUGUUGUCUCUAUUUGCUGCAGAUAAUUAAUUUUGAUAACUUUCAGCUUUAUCACCAAGCAAGCAUCAUCCUAUGAUUUCAUUAUUCUGCAGACUUAUGUGGCCAAUAUUCUUCUUGCUGUCAACCCUUAUCAUGAAAUUAAAGAACUUUACUCAAAGGAAAGAAUCAAAGAAUAUCAUGGAAAGUCACUGGGGGUUUUGCCACCUCAUGUGUUUGCUAUUGGUAAGCAUGAAAUAUAAUUAUAACUAUGUUUAGGGAAAAUUUUAUUUCUUAAAUCAGUUGUUGGGUGAAAUUUUUCCAAUCUUUAUCAAAAAGACCAUUACAUGGUUGUAUAUGGCUAGUAACUGCUGGUAUAAUACAUAAUUAUGCAAUGACCAUCCUUCUUCGUACUUUUUCUUAGUGAUGCAGAUACUUUUACACUUAAUGCACUUAUGUCAGUAUGCAUUUUCUCCUUGCUGUUCUCCUCACUUUACCUAAGAUGCUGACAAGGAGAAUUUGUGUAACAAUCAAGAGCUUCUUUAGUUGGUGAUCAUGUCCUUCAUUCUCAUGACCUUAAUGUUUGAUUCAGGGGUGAUGUUGUGAGAAGAAAUUAGAUUCUGGUCACUCUUAAUAGGGAUCGAAGAGUUAACCUCUCUACUAUUUACUGGUGAAUCAGCCCACACAGUCAAGCCUCUGUUUUGAAUUUUAGUCUUUAUGGAACCAAUUUUUCCAUAUCUGAAAAAGUAAUUUGUAAUUUUUCAUUUUUUUGAUGUUGAUUUUCAGCUGACAAGGCUUACAGAGAUAUGAGAGCAUAUAAACAGAGCCAGUCUUUGAUUGUUAGUGGUGAGUGUACUCUGUAUCUUGAAUGGUAGUUGAUAUACUUAAACUGGUGCAUUUCAGCCAAGCCUUUGAUUUGGUAAAUAAUCAUGCACAUGAUGUGAUUCUCUAAACACUAGCAACUCUGUAUAUAGUAAUAUUGAAUAAUUUCUUGUUUCAGGUGAAAGUGGUGCGGGAAAAACAGAAUCAACCAAGUACAUUUUAAGGUAUAUGUUUCAAAUCUUGUUUACUAUGCCAUGGUCAUUCUUACACUGAUAUAUACUCAAAGGUAUAGGCACAGGUGGAGGUUAAUUUUAUAUACAAUACUGAUGAGUGUUUUGUUUCACAUUUGGCAGAUAUCUGACAGAGUCUUGGGGAUCUGGUGAUCAGGGCCGCAUUGAGCAGAGGAUUAUUGAAGGUGAAACAUUCAAAAGAUAUGUCACUAAACAAUUUACAUUUGACAUGACUGUUUAGUGAUGAAUUGUUCAAAUCAAUAUCUUCUGAGUUUUUUUUAUACCUUGCCUCAACAGCUAACCCCUUACUUGAAUCCUUUGGAAAUGCCAAAACAAUGCGAAACAUCAACAGUAGUCGAUUUGGAAAGUAUGUUGAAGUUCACUUCAACGAGAAGGUUUGUUUUGAAAAAUAUUUAUUAGAACUGACCUAAAAAGUGUUUCCAAGUAUCAUGAAGGAGUAGUUAGUGAGAGCCAGAAUUUCCCCCUCCCCUGCCCCCACUGUAAUUCUCCUGGUAGAAGAAAACCCAAAGAGGGAAAUGAAGCUGAAGCUUUCAGCUUAAUAGAAAAUGAUUUAUUGCCUUCAAAUUAAUUGCUAUUCCUUACUUUUUAACAUAAUUACUUGACUGUUAGGUUUAAAAUCAGCCACCAGUAACUUAAUUAUAACAUCCAUUUUGUUUGAUCCAAAAGCAGCUGUUUACUUUUUUGUGAUCAACAGGUCACAGUUGUUGGUGGGUUCAUUUCACAUUAUCUUUUGGAGAAAUCUCGAAUCUGCAAGCAAAGUAAAGGGGAGAGAAAUUACCAUGUGUUUUACAGACUUUGUUCAGGAGCACCUCAACAAAUAAAAUCAAAGCUUGGCAUUACAAAGGCAGAAGAUUUUCUGGUAUGUUAAACAAACCCUUUUUGCUACAUCAGUGAUGUAUAACUUACACUUACCUAACCCUUUAAAUGUUAGCAUCAGUAUACAUAUUCUUAAUACUAAUCCAGAAACAUUUCCUAUGGUAAUGGUUUAGAGAAUUUGUCAAACAAUCAGGAGCUUCCUAAAUUGUUGAUCAUUUGAUUCAUUCUCAUUGCCUUCAUUUUUAUUUCAUGACCAAAGCUUUAAGGAGAACUUAGAUGCUAGUUAUUCUUAGGGGUUAGAGGGUUAACUGGAUAUUUAGUCUGUGUUUAAACCCAGAUUAAUACUAGAAAGUUUUGCAAACCCUUGACAAUUUUUUUUUACGUUUUACUUCACGAACAAAAUGCUUUUCUUUAGAGUGCUGUUCACCAUGGGAUUAAUUUUUUCCAUGUUGCAGUACUUAAAGCAGGGUUCAAUCACAGACCCUAAUCUUGACGAUGCAUCAGAUUAUCGUAGAAUGGACGAGUCCAUGAACAGAGUGGGUUUUUCAGGAGAAGAGAAAGCCAACAUCUUCAGAGUUGUUGCUGCUGUGCUUCAUGUUGGAAACAUUUCAUUUGAGGACAGUGGAGACACAGAAGGUAUAAUAUAUCACUUAUUUUUCAUUUUCAAAUGUAACAAAAAAUUAAUAUAUUGUUUUGAUUGUAAAGUUGUCUCUCCCAUAGGCCUUGGUCAGUAAAAUCACACCCUAGAUGAUUUGCAUCAUGAUAGUUAAUACUAGGUUAGAUGAACUUCUUUAGGAAAUUUUCCUUUCUAAAGGGUUUUCUUUUUAUUUUUAAGGUGGCUCUGUAGUAUCAUCUAAAAGUAUGAACUCAUUGAAUACUGCUGCUAAGCUGUUAGAUGUGUCAUCUGAAGAGCUGAAGAUGUCUCUAACUACAAGGAUGAUGUCUGCUGGAGGGUCAAACAUGAGGUGUGGACAGCAUCAACAGGGAAUAUUGUGCUGUAAAAUUCCAGUUUGAUUGAGUAACACAUUUGCCUUUAACCACUCAAAAUAAAUCUGAACGAAAAGAUCAUUAUUGAUUUGAAUUAGUGAUAACUAUCAUGGCUACUGCCUCAGUUAAUAUUAUUAUAAGGUCUCAUCAUUUUUUAGAAUUAAUUAAUAUUAAUGCCUUUGAUAUUAGUGCUCUCUUAACAGUUAUCUGAUCAACCUGUCACCCAUAAUUCUAAUUUUACUCAGUGCUUUUGCUGUUAUUGUCAAUCUUCUUUUGGUUUCAUCAGCGGUUAAGUUGAAAUUGCCAUUACUGAUAGAAAAAACCAUCACCAAGUUAUUACAAAAUUACAUCAAAACUGUUUCGUUUUUAACUGCAUUUAGCUCGUGAUUGAUUUGCAAGUCUUUUCAAACUUUAAAGGUUACCACUAACUUCUUCUAUUAAUAAAAUCUAAAGCUCUAAAUAGCUAUCCACCAUAGGGAGUAUUUUGCCUGGUGCAGUUGUUUCUGUGGAAGGUGUGGGUGAUUUUCACUACUGUCAGACUAAAUUAUGACUAUCAAGGCUAAGUGAAUAUUUAAUGCACAAUUGUAAGUAUUAUAUUCAAUAAUUGGAAGAAUGUCUCCUAUAAAAUCCCAAAAGCAUACAAUAAUACUAAGCUUAAGUUGAUUCUGGAAAGUAUCCUGAACUAUUAUUAAUAGCAAAUUUAAAAUUGCAUCUACCAAAGACGUUCCUCAUAGAAAUAUCAUUCAUUAACCAAAACUUUAGUUGAGGAAGAGGGUCUACUUAGGAAAUGGUUUUAACCAGCCAUGUAACACUCACAGGUGCCUUUUGUUUUUUCGUUGUUUAAACAGAGUUCCCCUUAAACCGGAACAGGCCUGUGCUGCUAGAGAUGCUUUGGCAAAAGCUCUGUACACCAAACUGUUCGAUCAUAUUGUUGGCCAGAUCAAUCAGUGCUUCCCUUUUAAAGAUUCUUUUACUUACAUUGGUGUGUUGGACAUCGCUGGCUUUGGUGAGCUGAACAGAACACAUAUUUCUUACUAUUGUCAAUUGAUAGUCUAUGAUACCCAAGGCUUCUUGUUAAAGAUAAAUAGGAAUUGAUACAUGGGCAAGCGUAGUUACGGAAUUUCUCUUGGAGUUUUCAACUUGAUAGCUCUCCUUAGAUUGAGAAUGGUGGAUGCUUUGCCCUUCAUUUAUCAACCUGUCAGAGUGGCGCGAAAGGCGAGUAACGAGUUAGCAGCUAAUUGGUCAUAUCAAACACACGUGAGAAAAUUAUUGUAAUUUUGCACGUGUCCAGUUACGGCUUGUCCCACUGGGCUGGAAAUCCUAAUUAAACUCUGCGGUUUAUAUGAUAUGUAAUAUUUAGCGAACAUAUCGUCUUCUUUGGACUGCAAAAAGAGAUCUAGAACAUAGUAAAAAAAAUUGCAUAGCAGCAAAACUCACACUCAUGGUGGAUUUUGACCCGCUAAGGUGUUGAUGAAUAAUAAGUGGAUUGAGAACAACCAUGUUCUAAACAGGAAUGUAAAUUGGACAUGAGAUGACUUGGUAUGGAAUAAUGCUAUGAAUAAUGGUUUGUACUGUAACAGUGGCUCAAAGAUUUUUUACAUUUUAUUUUCUACUGUAUACAAAAAUAUAUCAUUGAGAAUUGAUAUAUUUUUUAUCAAACAUUUUCUUUUCUUCAGAAUACUACGAAUUCAACAGCUUUGAACAGUUUUGCAUCAACUACUGCAAUGAAAAGCUGCAGCAACUCUUUAAUGAUAGGAUACUGAAACAAGUAAGUGGUGAUGAUGGAAUUUCCAUCAAUAAAUUAACAAGAAAAUUCGUUUUUACUGUAAAAGGUUAUACUAAUGUCAAUAAAUUCUGAUUUGCUUUAACUGCUUCAAAUCACAGGAACAAGAGUUGUACGACAAAGAAGGGCUUGGGGUCAAAUCUGUAACGUUUGUGGACAAUCAAGAUUGUAUUGGUAAGUUGCUAAGAGCAACUGUCAAUUGAGUGUCGAAUAUAAUCUGGGAUUGCUCUGGUUUUCCUCAAUUUCGUUAUAUGAUUGGUCCAGAAAACUCGCGUCAUUUUGACUACCAAUCAGAUUCAAAACUAAAACCAAGCGCGACUUGGUUACUUGCGUUUUCCCGCCCUUCAGGUUGUUUGUUUUUGUUUUUUUUUUACUACGAGGGGGGCUUCCUUGCUAUGAUUGACGGUUGAAAUUACUUUGGUUUCGGUUUAACGACACUUAAUCGGAAAGCGCUCUAUACCGGUGCAUCAAAAUCAAUCAAAGCUUAAAUCCUUCUGAAAGUCUACCCACGGUUCCACGCCUGACAAUUCGAAAGGACUAGGAGCAUUGCUGCUCAAUAUAUCACCUGUUAGAUUUUUUCUCUUUGAAAUGAAGACCUAAAAAGAAUAAAGCAAGCUGGCCGACAACUUUCUAAAGAGAAACGAACCCUGAUAUACGGACAGACAGAGAGACGGACUCAGACAAACCCAGCAAACAAGCGUUAAAUACCAAAACUUGAAUUAAGUUUAAUAGAACCAAGAAGAAAUAUGUAUUUCUGCUCCAAAGUUCAUUUCUGGUAUAUGACGAGUAACUGUGAGUAAAUAUUUUAUUUUUUAAGCACAUAUGUGAAUGGUUUCUUCAAAUUGCAGCCCUUAUUGAAGCAAAAAAGACAGGAAUUAUUGACAUUUUGGACGAGGAGAGCAAGCUUCCUAAACCCACCGCAGAACACUUCACACGAGAACUUCACCAAAAACACAAGAACCACUUCCGGUUGGCGGUGGGUACCUGAUCAAAUCAUCCAUUCUUUCAACUGAUGCCAUAUAUCUUUGUAGAUAGAUCAGUGGGCUAUUUGGAAAGCGCAGCUAAGGAGUUAUCACUCGAAGGAGCUGGGAGCAAAUUAAGGUUGGGCAGAGGACUCGAACCCAAGAGCAACAGCAUAAGACAACUAACCACCCAGCCAUGCUGCCUCUGUAGAUAAAGACUCAACUAAACCAAGGGGAAGUAGGUGGGGUGUUCUAGCAGGGGUGGGUUGGGUGGUUCUUUUCCUCAUUGUCCUGAUGGCGUUCUAAUGUAAGUCAGGUUGUUAUAAUGUUAAUAUGUUCACUUUUUCUUCACAAAGAAGGGGUUAAUUGCACCCUAUAAAUCUCUCUUGGGUACAGCACGCCCAUGUGAAGUUAACUUCCUGUGUUCAUGAGGUUUUGUUGCAUUAAAAGGAAACUAUAAUAAACUUAUUAAGCAUUCAUACCUUUUAGCUCCCCAGAAAAUCUCAUCUGAUCUACCACAAGAAAAUGCGAGACGAUGAAGGCUUCCUUAUACGACAUUUUGCUGGCGCUGUCUGUUACCAAACGGUAAGUUUUAUAGAUACUUACCAUGGGUAGCUAUAGAGUGAUUCUUUUGUCAGCGAAUGAUAACACAAAGCUUUAAGACCUGUGAGGCAAUCGCUGAAAACUCUGUCUUUGAUGAUUUGUCCAAGAAGUAACUCAAAUGUUUCAGUCAGUCAGUCAGUUCGUAAUGUACCUUGCACAUCAGGUUGGUCAAAAGAUGUGCCUACUUCUACAUGAAGUAAGCUUAGUUUGUAAACUGCGAACAAAACGAAAACGUUCAGUUUACCUUUAUUUUCAAACUUUCUGGCCGGAUAUUUUCUUCUCUCGUCACACAAGAACCAUUGUUUUUCAUUUAGUGAAAUCCUUGCUCUGUGAUUUCAUUUCAGUCGGAUUUUAUAGAGAAGGAUAAUGAUGCUCUUCAUAGCGAUCUGGAAGAAUUAAUACAAGACAGCAAGGACUCUUUCCUCAAGAGUCUGUUCCCAGGUGUGGCACCGAAGAAUAACGAUAUCGGCUCGUUGUCGUUCGGUUCUCCUAUCACUCGGUCAGGCAGUAGGAAACUUGGAUUCAUCAGCGUUGGCAAUAAAUUCAGGGUAAAAACUACAGUUUACCUCAUUUUUGACAAUUUUCAUUUUAUAUUUAAGUGCUUAAGGACUGGUCAUUUGUCAUUUUAAAACGUAGGGUGAAGCAGGGGGGGAGGGGGUCAGAGGAGUUUGGCUGUGUCACGGUCAAAUUUACCUGAUUCCCCAAUAAGGUUUUGUAAUAUUCUCCUCCCUCCCUCCCCCCCUCCCCCCCCUCCCUCCCCUCUCCCCCCCCCCCCCCCCCUCAUUGGCCCUUAAUUGGUCUCCAAUUUUCUAUAGUCCUCUCCUUAUACCCUCUUGGCGACUACUCUCCCCCCCCCUCUUUCCCCUCUCCCUCUCCACGUGAUUCUUCUCCCUCUCCUUCCCCUCCCCUCCCCCUCAGGUGAUAAAUUGAUGAUUUUCUAUAGGGUCCUUAUGCUCUCUUGGCGACUACUGUAUUUAUCGUUCUUGUUUGUGUUUUGAAGGCUCAUUUGACGGGAGAGACGAAAGUCGAAUGAGCAAUACUGUAGAUUAUUAUCAUGCGAAACAUUUAUGUCCUUAGUCUUUUAAACGAGCUUGGAGAAAAUGAAAUUGUGCCUCAAAACCAUUUUAAUACCCAAUUUACUGAUUAUCAUCUAUCGACAGAAACAAUUGAAUCAACUGAUGGAGAAACUCGACAAAACGGUUAGUGAAAUUCAAUAUAUUUUCUAGCUCACUAGGUAAUACCCACCUUAAAAAGUGUCACUCAAGAUGUAAUCGUAGAAAAAUUGCGCUCUACAAUCAGGAGAUUGUCUUUGUUCAUUUUGUUGUGUUUGCUGAACGUGUUUAGGGGGCAAGUUUUAUUCGAUGCAUCAAACCAAAUGGAAAGAUGACCGCGCGGGAUUUUGAAGGUGGUUCAAUUUUGAGUCAACUGGAAUGCGCUGGAAUGGUUUCUGUGCUGAAUUUGAUGCAAGAUGGCUGGCCAUCGAGGGCACCAUUCAAAGAUCUUUACCAAAUGUGAGUAGAGAUGGUUUAGAGAACGAAGAAUACCGAGAACUGGAAUCUUGAUUCCGCUCUAUGAUCUCAAUGAACUAGGUUACGACAUAAGCUUUUUAUUAUUUACAACAUCAAGCCAGAUAACAUUUUUUCCCUGCGUGGCAUUAUCAUGCAAUUCCUCCUAUGUCCAUCAGGCGUUGAUGCAUAUGUAACAACUUUUAUUGUGCGCCUUUUAGGUACAAAGAUUAUUUACCACCUCGACUUGCGCGACUCGAUCCAAGGAUGUUCUGCAAGGUAAGUAACGAAUACUUUUGAUUGUUACAUACAGUAAUUUGUGUUUUGACUCGGCUGCUUUGGAGAAAUGAGCCAAUCGCCACUGUUUAAAAUCAGCCAAUCAAAAUUGAGCGUAAUGCUACGUUAAGAGACAAGUGAGCAGUCGACCUCAUGUCCUGAUGAGGAACAGCAGUUUGUGGCCGAAACGUUGUAAACCAUAUCUUAAGUACCUACAUGGUGAGACAAACGAAAACAUUUCAUCAUGUAUAAAACCAAAGUAACCAUUUUGGCCAGAACAAGCGUACUUAUCGCAACAAGCAAAUGGGAACUCAAACAGAUAAAGGGCUGGUAGAGCAGGAAAACGGGGGUGACUAGAUUGAGAUUUUUUUCAGGUUUGCAUCUUGUUGGUUGUUAGGUGGCGUGAGUGUUCCGGAUCAAUCACAAAGUGUAGCGAAGUAAAAUCAAAGUAAUCAUGAAUUACUUUUGAGGCUUAAGUAGUCUAAAAACUGUGUUAAAGCAGUACUCUGUUCUAAAAGUUGACGAUUUCUUGUUUUUUUUUGUUGACAGGCUUUGUUUCAUGCCCUUGGUAUGGAUAGCAAAGAUUACAAGUUUGGCCUUUCUAAGAUCUUUUUUCGCCCUGGCAAGGUAGAGUAGAAAAAAAAAAGUUAAACUAUGACAGCAUUCUACACUUUCCAUGUGGUGUGUUUCUUACAGUAGCAACGAAUUUGUGCAUAUUUCUUGCUAUGUGCAAUACUUAUGACUUCAACUCGCGCCGUAGAGCAAGAUUCCGAUAUCGGUGAUUAAUUGGCACUUCGAAGAAAAAGGAAGAUAUUGCAAAACUGUAAUACUCUAACGCAUAGCUUUGUUGACCUUUUCACCAUAUUUCUUUCCCUAUCGCCACAUUAAAGGCUUGGGACAUGCCUUAUCACAGCAUAGGACUGGGACUGGAAGCUUGCCGCUAGCGCUCCUUGUUUUUAAAGUAGCUGGCCAUCGAGUCCCUGUCGCUUAGCGGUUGAGUAUUCGGCCACCAUGAAACUACGAACCGCUUGGAAUUGGAAUGUUCACGGGGAACGUAGAUUUUCCUUUGUCCCUGUAAUUUGUGAUGGAUGUUUGACAUUGUUCUCAAUUAUUUCAUCUGUAGUUUGCAGAGUUUGACGAGAUUAUGCAUUCAGACCCUGAGAGCCUAAAGAAUAUCAUCUCUAAAGUUCUUACUUGGUUGAUCCGAACUCGCUGGAGACGAGCCAUCUGGGGAACGUUGUCUGUCAUCAAGUGUGAGUAAGAGUCUGUGCUUAAGCUCCAAAAGACUUAUUUCUAAGCCUCGUCCUUGUUAUUUCUAUUUAGUAUUAGUUCUGUGGUUUUUCUAUCUUACAUAUAAAUUAUCUCUGGGAAGUGGCCGAUGUUUAAGAAAGUCUGGGCGCAAAAGUAUAAGACUUUGCUUCACUGUGUCGGGAAUGCCUUCAGCGGCAACAAUAGUGUAGUUUCCCGGGCAUGCCAUAAUUCUCAAGUUUUCAAAUACAACCGAUUUCUUCCCACACUUCAGUACAAAAUUCUUGAUGAAAAGGGAUACGCUUGUUUGCAUUCACAUUCACAAAUCUGUCAACAAAAAAUCUUACCUUUGAUCGACCUCAGUCUCUGACAAACACUUGUGAUUAGUUCAGCAAACUCGCACCAAGUUAAAUCAAUGGGUCAGUCACGUUUUCCCGGUGCUUGAGGCAUUUUGCUUUAAUCUUGAUACCUUUGGAUCCUCAUUGGCUCUUUUACUUUUUUUUCUGUGUGUCCUGUGUUUUUAGAGGCGGUCGUAAUUAUUUUGGUUUUGAUUGUUCCAGAAACCAUUUACUUUUCGUUGACUUAUUCCUUCAUUUGUGAUCUUUAGUGAUGAAGAAGAUUGAAUUCCGGGCAGCAGCUAUCAUUCGCAUUCAGAAAAAUGUUAAAAUGUUUAUGGCAAUAUGUCGCCACAAACCUCGGUAGGUGUUACGUUGAGGAUUGUUCAAGUUAGUUACGAAGUCAGCGGGUUUUUUUUGUUUGUUUGUUUUUUGUUUUAGUUGUGGAGUCGUUUUAUGAAAAUUUGUAUCUAUUUGUGAAGCAUCUUCGAAAGUUGAACCCUCUACAUCCUAAAAUCAGUACGCAUCGUCUCCAUACUCUUCUUCAUACAUUUCCUGUGGUGCUGAUAAGGAGAAUUUGUAAAUAAGUCAAGAGUUUCUUGAAUUGGUGAUCAUCUCCUUUACUCUCAUGACCUUACUGUUUGAUUCAGCAGUGAUAUUGUAAGGAGAAAUUAGAAGCCAGCCAUUCUUAGGGUUCAAAAGAUUGAUAGCCUCAAGGACAAAGAGAGCUUUUCAAGCGGUGUGCGAUUGAAUAGUAAUUUGUCGUUGGCGUUAUGUAGUUAUAUCUAUGGUGACAAAUGUGAAAACAGCCAAAUGUUUGACAAACCUCAAAUUCCUGCUCUGUGUGCUACUUUGACUUCGUUUUUUUUUUCUACAUUAAGACAGUCGGUUAAUCGAUGUUUGAUCAUUUUGAACUGUUUCCAGGUAUCAAGGCAUCAUUAAAAUCCGAAAACUACAGGUGCAACUUGAUAAUAUAGGGAAACUAGGUGAGAAAAUGAUUCUCUUGUUUGUUUGUUUGUUUUUUUAUUUGCACUCAUAAUUGUGUCACUAAAUUUCCUAAAAGUUCUAUUUGUGGGGGAUAUAGUGGCCGGAUGGUGUGCGUGUGGGACCCUCUUUUUACAUCGUUUCUUACUCAAUUUUUAAAACUGAAUUUAAAAUAAAAUAGCAAAUAUUUAAAAAGAAUUGUUAAAAAAAUGUUGCUCGUGUCCUGGCCGAGUCACUGAGUUGUGUUCCUGGACAAGAUACUUUACUUUCACAAUACCUUUCUUCACUGAGGGAGUUCAAAUGGGAACAGGCAAACUUCUAGGGAAGCCUGAUGAAAUGCUGGGGGUUAACGGGGAUGGACUAGCUUUUGAAGUAGAAAUUCUCCAAACUCCUUCUUGCUUCACAAAUCGACGAUGGGCACUAGGCAGUUAUGGGCCUGCCACUUAACCUGUAAGACUCGACCUAACCCUCCCCCUCCCCUAGCCUAUUGAAUAACUGCAAGUGGUUUAAUCUUCACGGUAUUUUUUUUAUGUUCUGGAUUAGUGGGUUCUCUGAAGAAAGACCAAAGCGUACUGGCUAAAAACGUGGAGGGACUCAAACAAGCCAUUGAUGAUGCUGUGAUCAAAGUCAAGGUAAACUUGCUGUAAAAUUAUAACACAAAGCUGUUGUGUUUUUUUAUUAUGAUUAUUUUCGUCUACAUACGACACAAAUCAAGAUCGAAUUAUUUUUAUAACUUACUGUUCUCUACCAGCUGAAAAUUAUUAAGGCAGGGUUCAAACUCUGUUGUGGAUACAUAUAUAUGAGAGAAUUAACUGGAUUUUUUACAUAUCACUGGCCGCGCGCUUUGCUCAACCUCGGAAAUGACAUAAGCUCGUUAACUUUUUUUCUUGCUUUGAUUAUGUUUAAAACUGAAAUAAAUUUGUUUUCUGCAGGGUAAUUUAAUGAAGCGGGAUGCUAUCGAUACACUGUACUUUGGACUUGUCAGUAAUUUAAACAAACAACUGAAGGACGUUGAACAGCGAGUAGAAAAGCAAAAGGUCGAAGAGGAACAAGAACGACUCAGAAAAAUACAAGAGCAGAUGGAACUGGAAAGAAAGAGAAGGGAAGAGGAAGAAAGGAAGAGAAAACAGGAAGAAGAGGAGAGAAAAAUGUAAGUUGAACAGGGCUGCAAUUCACAUUUGUUAAAUAAGGUCCAAAUAUAACUUUUUAAAAACAUUUUCGAACAGGCGAAUGGAAAUGGAGGUGAGACGGAAACUGGAAGAGGAAGAGCAACGCAAGAAGGACGAAGAAGAAAGAAUAAAAAGAGAGAAAGAAGAGGCUGACAGACAAUUACAGGUGAACAAAAUAGUAAACUGUGGAUGAGUGAAAAAACGAGGGAGGUUUGGGUCGGGUUCAUUGCGCGACCCGACCCAACUCUCUCUCUCUCGUUUUUUCACUCCUCCGCUACUAUCGCGCUUCGCUUUACUAACUGAACGCCCAGAACAGGCCAAAAGGCACUCAGUCACAGUCAGUCGGUCAGUGGUAAACAUGUUAAGUUAGACGGUCAAACUAGUUGAGGCGAGGACAUUCAGACAUGCGCACAGAAAGACAGACGAAUAAACAGGCAGGGAAACGAACCUGAUGAAGGACAAACACAAGGCAGACGUAGAGGAGGAUGAGUACACAGACACACGGGCCGUUUGACUCAUGUGCAUUUAACUCUCACUUCCUUCAAAUUACUAAUUACCCUAUCUCUUGGUGUGUCACCCACGACCAGCAGGUCAGUGAGUGCUGAAGGGUAGUGUUCAUCUAUAUUUGUCGUCAUAUUUAUAUUUAGGCUUUAAAAGCUGCAGAAGAACAGAAAGCGAGGGAGGAGGAACAACGGAGGUAAGUUACUGGUUCAAUUUUUGACAGAAAUUUUAAAAAUUGCGGUAGCAUUGUAUGAUGCUAAAAACUGGCUGUAUUUUUCACGAAGGAAAUAGAAAAAGCUGUUUUUCAUUUAUUGGAAACCGAUUAAACGAAGCGUCCUUCUAGCAAGUCUCGGGUUCUUUUAAUUUGUUCUCUGUUGACUUGUGUUUACUUUAGGUGGGCGAUGAUUGAACAGGAACGCAGAGACCGGGAACUAGCUUUACGGCUUACACAGGACCCUGACGCUUUGGACGCAGAAGUGCAACAGGCUCCCCAGCUACCACUACAGAGGUGAGCUGAAGACACUUUUUUUAACAGCGGCAUUUCCAAUAUCCUGGGAACAAUCUCCACCUGAUGUUACCUCUUCCUGGGCUAUGAUCCUGGCCAGCGUUGAGUACUGUAUUCAGGUCUUUUACCAUCCUUUUUUAUUUUUUCAAGUCUUUUUUUCUUCUUUCAGAGCUCUGCCACCGCGAGAGAAAAAGAAGCACGACUUAUCAUCUUGGAAAUAUGCCGAACUGCGGGAUACCAUUAACACGUCCUGCGGUGAGUAGCAUUAUGAUGUGUUGUUUGGUUGAACAGGAAGCACAGUCCGUUUACAGGCUACCAAGAUAGCAGUCGGCUCUAGGACUGGAGAACGGUCCUCAUCGAAGAGUUAUCAAGAUCAAGAUACUUAUCACAUCUUAUUUAGAAGGCGUUUCCGUCUCUAUUUAAGCGGGAGAAGCGUAAGCCGCGCAAAGGCUUGGGGCGAAAGCGAGCUAAAAAUAAAAAGCUACGAGGGGGGGAUGGUAGGGAUGAGGGAAGGAGAAAAUAGGCCUUCUGCCGAGCUUAGAGACUAAAAACAGCUCUUCAAAGGUGGCUGAAGAGUGCAGACAAGUCUUAGAUAAACAAAACAGAAUCGGUGCAUUUUAGAACUCGCUUCAUGCAUUUUUUUAUUAAUCGAACAGUUCAUUUUGCAUUUAUUUUUUUCAAAAACAAAGCUGGGUAACUACUACCAAAAAAAGAUUCACUACCAAGGAAAUCUCCCAAACCUAUUAUUUUUUGUCCGUUCUGGUGAUUGCAGACAUUGAGCUUCUGGAAGCCUGCAGGUUGGAGUUUCAGCGGCGGCUUAAGGUUUAUCAUCAGUGGAAGAAAACCAACAAGGCCCGAGGCACAGACCAAGAAGGUGCUCCUCAAAGGGCCCCACAGGAUAUUAUGGUAGCAGGUAGGUUCAGGAUUUCCCAGAGGGAUUUGCGGUAGACUGAUUUGAUUGGUCGAACAAACUCAGAAAGGCCAAAACAACGAGCAGUGCGAAUUCUUGACGUUUAUUUUGACAGACUCCUUUCAUGACCAUUUUCUCUCAGCGUGCGGUACUCGGUUCAAUCUACUCUAUGUCCACGUACCAAAUACUGGAAGCUUUAAUUAUGGAGCCUCUAAAGAUCUGCGAAUCGGAGAGGCAAAGAUCUCAGGUUCUCAUUGCCAACUAACGAAUUAUUUUUUUUCCAGCGGAAAAUGCCCCACCCCUCCCUCCUCGACCUAGUCGUCCAGAACAGGCUACUGCUUCUCCAGCCCUCCCCCCACGAAGGCCGCAAAGAUAUUUCUGUGUACCGUUUAUACGUCGGUCUAAUCAGUAUAGAGAUAGUGAGUUCAAGAAACAGGGAUCUUGGUAAGUGCAAUGGUAUCAAGUCUUUUUUCGGCAGUCUAUUGCUGUUUUGGUUCUUCGUCCAAAGGUUUAUUUAGCGAUUUAUGUGAGAACAAGUUGUAAAAUUUGUUUAAAAAAAACCGUGGAUCAGGGACAUGACCAGAGACUGCCACUGUUGCUUUAAUAGUUACUAUUUCUGGUUUCUGAAGUAGGGUUUUAUAUUAUUUGAGUAAAUUUUUCGAGACGAAGGGACACCUCGUAGUCAAACACCAUGGCUAAACCUUGCUGUUGAUGCCAGCGUAAAGCAAGGUUUAGCCAUGGUGUUUGAUCACGACGAGUCCCUUAUUUUUGACGGAAUAUGUCGCGCGAGUCAAAAAUGAGAGAAACGAAAAAAGAAUUGGCGCAGCGCGCUAACAAAAAUUUUAUCUUUCAACGAUUUUUUUACUCGCGUGUUGGACUUUGCCAUAAAGAAGGGAAUGCUCGUGUAAUGCUGUAUGAUGUCAGUGAAAAUGAUUUGCUUAAAGGCAGGUGUUGUGUCUGUCUUCCCGUUAGGUUUGCACACUUUGAUGGACAAUGGAUAGCGCGCCAAAUGGAGAUUCAUCCAGGCAAAUCUGCCUUGUUGCUGGUCGCAGGGGAAGAUGACCUGGACAUGUGUGAGCUGAGUUUGGACGAGACACGGUUGGCGCUGCGCCAAGGGGCUGAGAUUACCGUUAGAGAUUUUGAGAUCGAGUGGCAGAGACACGGUGGAGCUCCACGGGAGUACCAAGCCAAAAUAUUUCAACAACAGAACUGAAUUAGACAGGGAGGAGUAGGUCGGGGAAAGGGGGCUUAAUAGUAAUGGUAAGGUUGACCAAAGAGGGGGAGGGAAGGGAUGUGAUAUGGCGUUAUUUGACUUUCGUAUUAUUGCACGCACUAAACGGAACCUUUAGUUUAGAAAACAUAAGUAAGCCAUCCUUUGGUAAACCCUGCCGCGGUAUUCCCUAAAAACUGAUUCAUUUGUUUGGUAGUAACUUAAUAACCUUGUUGCACAUCUGGCUCUGUCAAAACCCGUCCCAAAGAUACGGCCAUAUCUCUCGUUUUGUGUGAAGACGUAGCAUGAUUUGGUAGCGUUAUUUGCAUGCAAUAGAGUGUUGUGUGUUUCAAAGUCUGUUCUUAUGAUGAACUGAAUUAAGCCUAGGUUUUUUUUGCAAGAAAAUCAGAUAGAAAGCAAGAGUUUAGACUACCUUUUUAAUUGUCUUUUUCUUGUCUAUUUAAGUUGAAUAUCUUGUCUAAUGGCUUCUCUAGUGCUAAAGUUUGGGUACUAGACGUUAUUAGAGGUCAUUUUGUCACGCCAAAUCUAAAUUUUUUUCCCUCAGUCUGUUUGGUAGAGUCACGCCCGUGAGCAUCAUUCUGUCAUUCUGGAUCACACAAUUUCGGGGUCACACUGGCAGGGAAUGUCACACAAUUUUGAAUCAUUCUGUCACUUUUGGGGUCACUGUUUUUAUUAAGGUCACUUAAUUUGAAGUUAAUCUGUCACAAUAGGUAAUACAAUAUUUUGGGUCAUUCCUAAAGGUUGGGGUCAUUCUGUCACACUACAAGAAACAAUUUUGGGUUGAAUCAAUUGGGUAGAGUCAAGUUACUAGAGAGCAUUCUGUCACACUUGGUGAAAAUUUUGGUUUCGUUUUGUUAGGUAAGGCUGCACUUUUUUUGUAAUUUGGUCAUGUUUGCUGAUUCUAAAGUUUAAAGAGAGGUAAUCAUGACAGAAAUGAAUUGAAAUGGAAUCUCAGAAAACCACCACCAUUGUCACUAUUUGCUGAGUUACUGGUAUUGAUGGUUAAUUUACUAUGUAAAUUGUACAUGUUAGUACAAAAAUUGGUCAAUGUUUUGCGCAUCCUUUGCUAUAGCUCAGUAAGUAUCACAUGCCAAGGUUGGUGAAUAGAAAUUGUAUGUUUUGUAAAUGGAACAACAAAUCUGAAAUCCAAUUGUAAUUGUAGCUAGGUAGCCUGUUAGCAUAGAAGUGUUAGGAAUUUGGAGAGAAAUUUUAAAGUUGUUAAAAUUUAACUCUCUUACAAUUUUUUAAUUAAUAAUCACCACAAAAAUUAUUUUGUUGGUAUUUCAGCAACUUCACUAAAUUUGCUUUAGUCCUGAAGGAAUAAGACUCUUCUACACUUAGCAAAGAAAAUUUUUUUCCUCAAGGUUUAGAGCUAUUUUCAAGCAUGUAAAAUAAGCAUGAGAGAGAGUCCUUCCAUAUUAUGCUUGCAACCUCAGAAUUAUUACAGUCCAUGUAUUUCUGUUUUGUCAUUAUUUUUAAUUAAGCUGAAGCUUUUCUGAAAUAACCUCCUUCCAGAGAAUAAAGGAAUACUCAAAAAAGUUCCCAACAUGAAAACUAUUACAUUUGAUUAAGUUAUAAUACAGUAGCUAUGCAUUAAUGGUUAUUUAAUAUAUAGGGAAUUUAUUUAUUUGUUUAAAAAUUUAUUUGUGGCAAAUCUUCAUAGGACCUAGUGGCUGCAAUUCUUUGAUCUAGUCAGAUUUCUCAAUUAAAAAUUAAGGAACUUACCUCUGUACAGAGAUUUUGAAAAUUGAAUGAUUUUUGACAACUGUGUUAGUUGGUAGUGUUAAGUGUAUGUUUCCCUUUCCUCUGCUGAUGUCUGUAUUUGUUCAGAACUUUCUUUAAAUAUAGUUAGGUUUAAGUAUUAAAAAAAAGCAAAGUAAAAGUGAAGUGUAGGUCCAUGUAAUUCUUG
Molecule: messenger RNA, 19305 nt
Organism: Pocillopora meandrina
Lineage: Eukaryota; Metazoa; Cnidaria; Anthozoa; Scleractinia; Pocilloporidae
Source: the annotation of a GenBank genome assembly